UGAGUGUUGUGUUGUGGUGGGGAGUGGCCCCAUUAACCCGGAACAGCCUCUGGCGUCGCACGUGUUGAUGCCCAACCUACGAACUAAAAUCGACCAGAAAUUUCAGAAAUCUGUGAAACAAAAACCAAUAAAAAUCCUAAGAACCAAAAACGUUUUCUCUUAUUCUCUUCUCACCUGUGCUUCUGUGCUUUCAAUGACAAAAACGCAUACAAACAAACACACACGCACCCUCACUUUUUAGUUUCUUAACACAGCAACAACGCAGAGCAGGCACCACCAUAAAAACGAAACGCUUUCUCUUAUUCUCUUCCUUUCUCGCGCAACAUUCAUGAAUUGGUGAAAGCUGCCACUCCUUUCAGCCUUAGCCGCAGCUAGGGUUUUAAUUUCACUCUCCCAGGGAUUGAGUAAAAUCUGUUCACUGAUCGUGAUUGGAGGUUUACAAUUCAUUUUUUGACAGUUGCAACUUGUUACCAGCCGUCAGAGCGACUGUGGAUGCUUGUGAACUUUUUUUUCCAGAAAUUCUAUUGGAAAUUCUUAAUGGGAGGAACAGUUCUGGCACCCCAAAAGGAUGACCUUGAUGCUCUGAGGAUGAUUAUGUGAAGCAGUAUGACUCUUGAAGAUUUCUUUACCUUGACCGAGAUGAAAGAUGGGCUCACAGCACCUUCUCGGGUGCAGGAGCUGGUCUCUGUGAUGCAGAAAGAAAAAAGUUGCGAUGUUAAAAAUUCUGCUGAUGCGACUAGGCAGUGGGCUGCUGUUGCAAGCACCAUUGCCGCUACAGAGAAUAAAGAUUGCCUUGAUCUUUUUAUUCAAUUGGAUGGACUUUGCUUCAUCAACGGAUGGUUAAAGGAUGCCCAAAAAUUUGAGGUUGAUGCAAAAGACAGUUUUGUUGAAGAAUCAAUUACUGCAAUGUUACGUGCAGUUGAAAAGCUUCAUCUAGACUGUGAGAUGUCAAUUUCAUCUGGAAUUCGCAUCACUGUAAGUAAUCUUCUUGGCCAUCAUAGCGCUAAGGUUCAGGAUAGAGCAAGGACAUUGUUUGACAGCUGGAAGGGAGCUGAAAAUGUUGAUACUGAAUCUCAUGAUGUGGAGCUUGCUAAGGUUGACUGUGCAACCAAUGAGAUUGUCAAGGAGGAAAGCCAGCCAUCUGCUGUGGAUGAAGCUGGCAAUGAUAAUGAUAGUGCAUCAGGACUAAAUGGAACUGUAAACUGUCUAUCGAAAAGCUCAGAUAAUUUGGAAUGUGAUGGUGUCAAAGAGGGAUCAGUAAACCAUUGUGCUGGUGUUCCAUCUUCUGCUCAAGUAGCACCGCCUCUAUGCCCUGCAGACGUGAUCACUUCGGUUGAAGGACAGUCAAGUAUGGUUCAGUUAACUGACUUGGCUAAAGUGGAAAAGCAGGAGCAAAACGUUAAUGUCCCUCCAGAAAAACUUGGAGCACCAGAGAUCUGUUCUGUGUCCUCGGAACCGGUGCCCGAGUCUGUUUCCUGUGAAGCAAAAGCACCAGAAUCUGUUAAAGGACCAGCUUUGGAGCAAAAUGUUGAACACAAUGAGGAUGAGGCUUGUCAUAACUUGCCUAUUUCUACUAGUAUGAAGACACCUGCAUCUGAUAGGGAGAGUGGGGAGGAUGAUGCUGGAACUGUAACUGGCUUUACUCAAGUUUCCAGAGCUGUAGAGAAUGACAAUGACUGUUCUAAUGCAUUGCAAGAUACAUUGGUCAGUGACAGUAAAUUGGGAAAGACUGAGGUGUCAGGUAUGUCUGUCUGUGGAGCUGGAUAUGUCUCACCAUCGAAGGAAGGGAAGGGUCAUGUUGAUAACAACAAAGUUACAUCUAUUGGUUCUGAUUCUUGUAAACCCGAAAUAGAUUUCAGAAGGUCUAACAUAGUUGACAAGAGAGGUUCUGGCAAUGAACUUGACUGUGGCAUUGUCGAUCCUUUAGAAUUUGCUCGUCAAGUUGCUCAGGAAGUUAAUAGAGAAGUCAGCAGUUCUUCCGAAAAGUUCUCAUAUGGCAGAACCAGGCAACCAGGCAGUCCAGAUUCUGUAAGAAAAGAGGAGGAGCUCACUCCUGUCCCACCUGAGGAGGUUUCCUCCAGACACAGCCUUGCUACUGAGGCAUGUUCAAUGGAGGGGCGUGCAAGUAUUCUUGACAACACUGAGGCGGAGCCUGAAUGCAGACCUGAUGUGGUGUGCUUGGAGGUGACUGAAGCAGCUCAAGAUUCAGGAGGUAAUUCAGAGAAACGACCUUGUGGCUUUGAUCUCAAUGAAGUUGGUUCUGACGAUAUGGAUGUUUGUGUAAAUACUACAUCGACCUCCAUACCUGUUGUCUCUGCUUCAAGGCCUACGCCAACUCCUGGGUUGCCUGGUGCCCCUUUGCAGUUUGAGGGAACACUUGGUUGGAAAGGAUCAGCUGCCACCAGUGCCUUUCGCCCUGCAUCUCCUCGUAAAUAUUGUGAUAGUGAGAGGAAUCUUUCGGAUACGAACAUUGACACUUCAAGGCCGAGGCAGGAGUGGCUUGAUAUUGAUCUAAACGUUGCUGAGGGUGAAGAAGGAAACGCAAAACCUAUUGCUGAAUCUUCAGGCAGGCGUUCUGAGCAAUCAACUGUUGAAUUUAGUUCUAAAAGUUCAAGCAUGCUUGGAUUUGAUUUGAACAGUACUGGUGAUGAUGGUCACGGCCAACCUUCAGAUCACAGGAUGGAGGGACAACUCUUUCUUGGAAGAAAUGGCUAUUGGAGCCCAUCACCUACAUCAUCAUCAUCAUCAAUGCAGCCAUAUGUUAGAAACAUUGAUUUGAAUGACAGGCCAUGCCUUCAAACUGAUUUGGUAGACCUGGGGUCCUGUAAGUCUUCUCAUAUUAUCAAUGGAUAUGAUUGUUCUAAAUCACCAGAUGCUCCUGUUAUCUCUCUUUUGGGCGCCAAGGUAGAAGUUGGUAAAAAAGAACGUGUUCCUCAAUCCUUUUUGCCGAAUGGAAAUGCUGUUGAACCUGCAAUAGAUCUUUCGAUGUCAAGGACCGGUGGCACUAUAGGGAUGGCCCCUGCUGCAUCCUUCAAUCAAUCAUCUGUUUUUGGGUAUAAUGGAGUGACAUCAGCAUCAGCAGCACCCACAAUGCCUUUUUCAUCAGCCAUGUACGGGUCAGGUGGCACAGUUCCAUAUAUGGUGGACUCGAGAGGAGCUCCAGCUGUUCCACAAGUGGGUGGACCUUCAUUAAAUAUACUUUCAUCAUCUUACUCUCAGCCACCACCGUUCUUUAUGAACAUGACGGGUACACAACUCGGUCUGAAUGGAUUUGGGCCUUCACGUCCUAAUUUUGACCUGAACUCUGGUUUCAUGAUUGAGGGUGGGAAUAGAGAGACAUUUGCAGCCAGGCAAUUUUUCUUUCCUGGUCAGGGAAGGGCUGUGGAGGAGCAAGUAAGAACCAUGCCGCAGCCAUCAAGUUCGGUGGUUGGUGGGAAACGAAAGGAACCAGAUAGUAGUUGGGAACCCUAUCCGUAUAGCUACAAACAUUCGCAACCUCCAUGGAAGUAGCCUAUUACACCUCUUCUGAAUUGUUCAUAAACACACACCUUUCCAAUUAAUGCUUUAUUACCCGAAAUUAUCCUCAAGAGCACUGGCAACCUUUAGCGACUGAAGAUCUCAAAUUCAAUAAAUGCUGGGGGAAGAUGGAUGUAGUAUGAUUCAAACUAUUAAUGGUUAAAGGGGGCAGAAAUUGGGUUUUCUUAUUGUUAUUUUUUUCUUUUUUCUUCCGUUGUUUAUCAUUUACUAUAGCUUCAUAGAAAGGCAUUACAAAGCACAGAAAGUCUUGGUGCGUUUAGCUGUAUUUUUUCUUUCGUAUGUCAAAGAAAUUUAUAGGCAUAUAGUAUCA
Molecule: messenger RNA, 3847 nt
Organism: Vigna unguiculata (cowpea)
Lineage: Eukaryota; Viridiplantae; Streptophyta; Magnoliopsida; Fabales; Fabaceae
Product: Transcription elongation factor (TFIIS) family protein
Source: RefSeq, a predicted model, not a curated record